CAAACAUGAAUGAAACUGAAAAGAAAAGGAAGGGGAAAUUGAUAAUCAAGCGCUUUGCUUCAAUUUCCAGAAAUUGGCAUUCAUAUCAUCAUUUACCCGAAGGUCUCUCCCUCCAAUUGUCAUCGCCUCUGAAGUUAGGGUUUGUGGUUCAGCUCUGAUCUCUCUCGGAGAAAGCUCAAUUUCUUCCCUUUCGAAGCUCCCCUUGGAGUGGGAAUUUCUGGUUUCUCGUACCAGGUUAAAAGGGAAACAAUGUCGGACGGCUACUGGAACCAGCAGCAACAACCUUCUCUUCUCCCCGCCGGCGGCAUGCUUAAGCGGCCUCGCACUGAGUAUGAUAUGCAAAAUUCUGGAGUUCCUGCAGGCUAUGAUAUGAAUAGUUAUUAUGGAAAUGCAAGAGAUGGUGGGACCGGGUAUCAGCCUGUGAAAGACACAAAGACGAUUGUAUCAGCAUAUGAGCGCUAUCUUCAAAAUCAAGGUCUUCCUACUGCUUCUAGAGAAGCCAAUGCAUUCGGUGGAGGUGGCGGAAUGGCAAGUCUCCCAACCGUAGAUUCUGCUGUAAUGGACCGUUCUAGAGCAACAGCUCCAGAUAUGACAACCAAUGGUUAUGGUGGCCCGCCAUCAGGAGGAGCAAGUUCAUUACCUCGACCUGGUCGUGAUACAGUACCUCUUCCUCCCGAUGCCUCAAACACUCUCUACGUUGAAGGACUUCCUCCAGAUUGUACAAGAAGAGAAGUAGCACACAUCUUUCGCCCUUUUGUUGGAUACAAAGACCUGAGACUGGUCAGCAAGGAAUCUAAACAUCGUGGUGGAGACCCAAUCAUUCUUUGUUUUGUUGAUUUUAUGGAUCCUGCAUGUGCUGCUACUGCAAUGAGUGCUUUGCAAGGAUACAAGAUGGACGAGCAUGACCUGGAGUCGAACUACUUGAGGCUACAGUUUUCUCGCUAUCCUGGCCCCAGGUCUGGCAUGCCGGGUCGUGGAAAGAGGUGAAUGAGUUCUCCCUCCUACACCCCAGCUCUAAAGGACACUCAUUUGUUCUAGCAAACCUGUUCGAAGCCAUUGUCAAAACCUAUCUCUUGAAGAGUGUACUUGUAGGAAGAAGCUAUCUGUUUCCCCACCUUGAAAGGCAGCUAGCAUCCGUGGUAGGGCUCUAUUGCUUAGUAUGUUAUCUUUUUGUCACGCUAAUUUUUAACAUUGCUAUGUUGUAGCACAUUAGGGUCAACUUAACCAGAAAGUGAGGUGUUGAAAAAAUACCCAUUUUCUUGUAGCAAUUCUAACGUUAUUUUGUAUUGUUCUCUUCACAGUAAGAACCUGUUGUACACUAAUAAAUUAUCGUGUGGGGUUAGUUACUGGCAACCUGGCUGGGUAGCUAUUGAAUCAAGAGUUCAGGAUACCCAAUUAUGGCGAGAGAGUUAGUUGCUGGU
Linum tenue is the source of this 1421-nucleotide messenger RNA. The record is from the annotation of a GenBank genome assembly. NCBI's taxonomy places the organism in Eukaryota, Viridiplantae, Streptophyta, Magnoliopsida, Malpighiales, Linaceae.